UCAUCCAUGGCGACGCACACCAUUUCUCGCUCCUUUCUUCGUUCUCCCACGAAAUCUCUAUCCACUCUCUUCACUCGAUCAUUCUCUUCAUCCGCUCCUCUCGCUAAAACCACCCCGGCGUCCUCUCUGCUCACCCGAUCCCGUCCCCUCGUCGCCGCCUUGUCCUCCGUCGCUCGCGGUGGCUUCGUGUCUUUGAAAGGUCUUUCGACGCAGGCUACGUCGUCUUCUCUUAACGAUCCGAAUCCGAAUUGGUCGAACAGGCCGCCUAAGGAGACGAUUUUGCUGGAUGGAUGUGAUUUUGAGCAUUGGCUUGUGGUAAUGGAGCCGCCUGAGGGAGAUCUUACGAGAGAUGAGAUUAUUGAUGGGUAUAUCAAAACCCUAGCUCAGAUUGUUGGCAGUGAGGAAGAAGCGAGGAUGAAGAUUUAUUCGGUUUCAACUCGGUGUUACUUUGCUUUUGGAGCUCUUGUGUCUGAAGAUCUUUCUCACAAGCUCAAAGAGUUGCCAAAGGUGCGGUGGGUUCUUCCUGAUUCUUACCUUGAUGUGAGGAACAAAGACUAUGGAGGGGAGCCUUUCAUUGAUGGGAAGGCUGUUCCUUAUGAUCCUAAGUACCAUGAGGAAUGGAUAAGGAACAAUGCAAGAGCAAAUGAAAGAAAUAGGCGUAAUGACCGUCCUCGCAACUUUGAUAGAAGCAGGAGCUUUGAGAGGAGAAGAGAGAACCCGGCAGGAGGCCCUCCUCAACGUUCUCCCAUGGGCUCUGCACCUCCUCCACCUCCUCACAUGGGUGGCUCUGCACCUCCACCACCUCACAUGGGGCAGAACCACGGGGGACCACCACCUCCACAGAAUAACAUGGGAGGACAAAGGCCGCCACCAAACUAUGGAGGAGGCCCACCUCAGAACAACAUGGGAGGACAGAUGCCACCAGCAAACUACGGAGGAGCACCACCACCAAACUAUGGAGGACCACCACCACCAAACUAUGGAGGAGCGCCACCACAGAACAACAUGGGAGGAGCACCACCACCACCAAACUAUGGAGGAGCACCACCGCAGAACAGCAUGGGAGGAGGUCCACCAAAUGCAGGAUGGUCAGGCAACAACUACCAGCAGCAGAGUGGUGGAAUGCAGCAGCAGCCACAGUACCAAAACAACUAUCCACCAAACCGGGAUGGCAGCGGGAACCCUUACCAGGGUUAGAUGUGUAGAUAAUCUGAGGAAGGGAGGGUGAGUGCAAUAGCAAGGCUUAGAGCCUCCUGCCAUCAGUAGUUAUCAACCUGGUAUCUUGUGAGAGAUAAUAGCCUCUAGUAAACUGUGGCAUGGUUUAAACGUUUUCUGUUGCGUCUUUUAUUUUUUUAUUUUAUAUCCUAAAUCUACGUUGUUCUUAAGUGGUUCACGUGUAGGCUAUGUGUUACUGAUUUAUCCUUUAGUAAUUCCUCGUUGGAUUAUGCUCCUAGUUAAAAGAUCGUUACGUCGCUGUUUGGCUCUUUUCUGGUCGAGCUCCAAACAUGUGUUCCUGACUGCUUGUGGAGAAUGC
This is a messenger RNA of Eruca vesicaria subsp. sativa (arugula), 1534 nucleotides long. NCBI's taxonomy places the organism in Eukaryota, Viridiplantae, Streptophyta, Magnoliopsida, Brassicales, Brassicaceae. The record is from the annotation of a GenBank genome assembly.